This is a messenger RNA of Anopheles bellator, 630 nucleotides long. RefSeq names its product vesicle transport through interaction with t-SNAREs homolog 1B (gene Vti1b). Gene Ontology annotation, biological process: Golgi to vacuole transport; retrograde transport, endosome to Golgi; regulation of protein localization to plasma membrane. Gene Ontology annotation, cellular component: SNARE complex; endoplasmic reticulum membrane; late endosome membrane. The record is from RefSeq and is a predicted model, not a curated record. The coding region runs from base 64 to 402 and encodes 112 amino acids. NCBI's taxonomy places the organism in Eukaryota, Metazoa, Arthropoda, Insecta, Diptera, Culicidae. Gene Ontology annotation, molecular function: SNAP receptor activity; SNARE binding. The transcript has 2 exons.
AACAAUCGAGUGGAAAGUGUUAAGUGUUUUCAUUGUUCGUUAUUUUGCAUAGUUAUCGCAAAUAUGGCCGACUACGAUUGGACCGAUCAUCAUCGGCAGCAAGUUCUACAGGGUCGCCAAAUACUGGAGCGAACCUCGGCCAGCCUUGCACGCUCCAAUCAAAUAGCCAUCGAAACGGAACAUACGGGGCAUGAGGUAAUAUCAGAACUGGAAGUGCAACGCGAGUCUCUAUUGCGCAGUCAGCGUCGUCUGGAAAACGCGAAUGAAAAUCUCAGCAAAUCGGGUGUUAUCCUUCGGGCGAUGCAACGUAAUGUGCUGUACAACAAGCUCAUUCUGGUCAUGAUCAUCUUGAUGGAAAUAGUGAUCCUCAGUGGAAUGAUAUAUUUAAAGUUUAUACAUUGAACAUCGUUUUCCGCAUGCCAAAGCGAAGCAAGUCCGUAUGCCAUGAUGGUGAGGAAAGUGGCGUUCUAUAAAGAUCGCGAAGGUCCUGGUGAUAUCAGAUAAAGGCAGGAUACAGUUGCAAUUCGCAAUUACAUUUCCUCCGGUUUUAUUAAAUCCUAUUUACAAUAUGAAUGAUGAAUAAGAAGAAACAAUAUAUGGUUUCAAAAUAAAAAGCAAUCUUUUUACCAC